Arachis stenosperma is the source of this 3604-nucleotide messenger RNA. RefSeq names its product phosphoenolpyruvate carboxylase 4-like. Gene Ontology annotation, molecular function: phosphoenolpyruvate carboxylase activity. Lineage: Eukaryota; Viridiplantae; Streptophyta; Magnoliopsida; Fabales; Fabaceae. Gene Ontology annotation, biological process: carbon fixation; tricarboxylic acid cycle. The coding region runs from base 286 to 3396 and encodes 1036 amino acids. The record is from RefSeq and is a predicted model, not a curated record. Gene Ontology annotation, cellular component: cytosol. The transcript has 20 exons.
CUCACUCACUCACAUGUUUGUUUCAACGACCCUUUUCUCCUUCCUUCCUUUUCUGCCACAUGUUCCUUCUUCCAUUGCAUCAUGCAUAAUUCCCCGUUGCCAUUCAAUUCUUUGCACUAAACUACACCAAAUUUGGACCCACACUACUUUUCCUUUUCCCCCUCACAACUCUUUCACCACUACUCACUCUUUUUCCACCUCUUCUUCUUCUUCUUCUUCUUCUUCUUCAUUAUUAUUAUCACUUCACAGUUCACACUACUCUUGUGUUGAGACUGAACAGCAAACAUGACUGAUACUACUGAUGAUAUUGCUGAGGAAAUCUCCUUCCAGAGCUUUGAUGAUGAUUGCAGGCUGCUUGGUAAUCUCCUCAACGACAUUCUCCAGCGUGAAGUUGGAACCACUGUUGUUGACAAGCUUGAGAGGAUUCGUGUGCUUGCUCAGAGUGGCUGUAAUAUGAGGCAGGCAGGGAUUGUGGACAUGGCUGAGAUGCUUGAGAAGCAGUUGGCCUCAGAGCUAUCAAAGAUGACACUCGAAGAAGCUCUUACCCUAGCUCGCGCCUUCAGCCACUAUCUUACUCUCAUGGGAAUAGCUGAAACUCAUCAUAGGGUUCGGAAAAGAGGGAACAAUAUAGCACAAACUGCAAAAUCAUGUGAUGAUAUCUUUAACCAGCUUGUGCAGGGUGGAGUUUCCCCUGAUGAACUUUAUGACACAGUCUGCAAGCAGGAGGUUGAAAUUGUUCUUACAGCUCAUCCUACUCAAAUUAAUCGCCGUACCUUACAAUACAAACACAUUAGAAUCGCUCAUCUUUUGGAUUAUAAUGAUCGACCUGAUCUUACCAUUGAAGAUCGAGAAAUGGUGAUUGAGGACCUGGUGAGAGAGAUAACUUCAAUAUGGCAGACCGAUGAGCUUAGGCGUCAGAAACCCACUCCAGUUGAUGAAGCUAGAGCUGGUUUGAAUAUUGUGGAGCAGUCACUCUGGAAAGCUGUUCCUCAUUAUUUACGUCGAGUUAGCAAUGCCUUGAAGAAGCAUACUGGGAAGCCACUUCCAUUGACUUGUACUCCCAUCAAGUUUGGAUCUUGGAUGGGAGGCGAUAGAGAUGGAAACCCAAAUGUGACAGCAAAGGUGACAAAAGAUGUAUCCCUUCUAUCCAGAUGGAUGGCAAUUGAUCUCUACAUCCGCGAAGUGGAUAGCCUCCGGUUUGAGCUAUCCAUGAACCAGUGCAGUGAGAGUUUGUCAAGACUGGCACAUGAAAUUCUAGAAGAAGCUAACCAUGAGAAUCGCCAUGAAAAUUGGAAUCAACCUGUGAGUAGAAGUCAGUCACUUCCAAAACAACUUCCAGCAAGAGCACAUUUACCCUCUUUUGCUGAAAAUGGUGAAGCUCAACAUCCCAGACUAGACAUUCCAGGACCUGAUCACUCACAACACAAUCACAAGGAAGGUGAGGUUUCUUCAACACUAUUCAAAAUCAGCGAAACUUCAGCGAACUCCGGGGCUUCUGCAGCUGCAAUAUCACCUUCUUCUUCAUUCAACUCCAUUCAACAACUUGGUCAAAGGAAAUCAUCUGCAGGGUCCCAGAUAGGAAGGUCCAGUUUUCAGAAGCUUAUGGAGCCUAAGCUCCCUCAGCUUCCUGGAAUUGCUCCUUACAGAGUUGUCCUAGGAAAUGUAAAAGAUAAGCUUGAGAGAAGUCGUAGACGGUUAGAACUUCUUCUUGAGGAUGUUUCAUGUGACAAUGAUCCUUUGGAUUACUAUGAAACCACUGAUCAGCUUUUGGAACCUCUUCUCCUGUGUUAUGAAUCUCUGCAAUCAUGUGGAUCUGGGGUGCUAGCCGAUGGUAGACUCGCUGAUCUGAUUCGUAGAGUUGCUACCUUUGGAAUGGUGUUAAUGAAGCUUGACUUGCGUCAGGAAUCUGGGAGACAUGCUGAAACAAUUGAUGCAAUUACUAAGUACUUGGAUUUGGGAACAUACAGUGAAUGGGACGAAGAAAAGAAACUCGAGUUCUUAACAAGAGAGCUGAAAGGGAAGAGGCCACUAGUUCCUCAUAGUAUAGAGGUUCCUCAUGAAGUCAAAGAAGUCUUGGACACCUUCCGAAUUGCUGCUGAGCUAGGGAGUGAUUCACUUGGAGCCUAUGUGAUAUCCAUGGCCUCAAAUGCAAGUGAUGUCCUUGCAGUAGAGCUUCUACAGAAGGACGCACGGCUUUCUGUUGCUGGAGACUUAGGAAGAGAAUGUCCUGGUGGAACGUUGCGGGUGGUCCCUCUAUUUGAAACUGUGAAGGACCUGCGAGGAGCUGGUUCAGUUAUCCGAAAACUUUUAUCAAUAGAUUGGUACCGUGAACACGUCAUUAAGAACCAUAAUGGGCAUCAAGAGGUUAUGGUUGGAUAUUCAGAUUCUGGCAAAGAUGCCGGUCGCUUUACUGCUGCUUGGGAACUUUACAAAGCUCAGGAGGAUGUUGUAGCUGCUUGCAAUGAGUAUGGUAUUAAGGUUACACUGUUCCAUGGUCGUGGAGGGAGUAUUGGUCGCGGUGGUGGCCCGACGUAUCUGGCUAUUCAGUCCCAACCACCUGGCUCCGUGAUGGGAACACUAAGGUCUACUGAGCAGGGAGAGAUGAUAGAUGCCAAGUUUGGGCUGCCACAAAUAGCCGUGAGACAACUGGAAAUAUACACAACAGCAGUGCUACUUGCAACUCUUCGGCCGCCUCAUCCGCCGCGUGAAGAGAAAUGGCGUAAAGUGAUAGAAGAGAUCUCGAAUAUCAGUUGCCAGUGUUACCGCAGUGUAGUGUAUGAAAAUCCUGAAUUCCUUUCCUACUUCCACGAAGCCACACCUGAAGCAGAGCUUGGCUUCCUCAACAUAGGCAGCCGGCCGGCAAGAAGGAAGAGCUCGAAAGGAAUCGGACACCUUCGCGCCAUACCGUGGCUAUUUGCGUGGACACAGACCAGAUUUGUGCUUCCUGCAUGGCUAGGUGUUGGUGCUGGAUUAAAAGGUGCAUGCGAGAAAGGCCACACGGAAGAGCUAAAAGAAAUGUACAAAGAGUGGCCAUUCUUCCAAAGCACAAUAGACCUUAUUGAAAUGGUUUUGGGGAAAGCAGACAUUCCUAUUGCCAAGCAUUAUGAUGAAGUUCUUGUGUCCAAGGAGAGGCAAGAACUCGGCCGUGAACUAAGGAGUGAGCUCAUGACGGCCGAGAAGUUUGUGCUGGUGAUUAGUGGCCAUGAGAAACUUCAACAGAAUAAUAGAAGCUUAAGGAGGCUCAUUGAGAAUAGACUUCCAUUUCUCAAUCCGUUGAACAUGUUGCAAGUGGAGAUACUCAAGAGGCUAAGGCGUGAGGACGACAACCGAAAGAUCAGAGAUGCUUUGCUAAUCACCAUUAAUGGAAUUGCUGCUGGGAUGAAGAACACGGGUUGAUUUUGAUUCUCAACAAUCAUGAACUUUAGGUGCUUAUAGGGAGCAUAAUCUUAGCUGGUACUUUAUGAGCACCCAAUGUUUCAGUGUUUCACAUGUUCCUUGUCUUUCCAGUUUCCACCUAUCCCCAUUAUGAUAUCUAUUAUGGUUUGUAAUGUACUCAGAAAACAAAACAAUAAAAUAAUAAUGUGAUGUAAAUUUAGUUUUCCCA